GCGCUUUCCCAUAUUAUCAAAACUUGUACCUCGGAAAAACCACAACCCAGAAAGAAAAGCAACGGUUAAAAAUGAGUCGACAGUGUCUUCUUCUCUGCCUUCUCUUCGUCGUGUCCGGAGCUGCCGCGGCGGCCAGGCUCGGCGGAUGGCAGCCGAUUAAGAAUUUGAAUGACCCGCACGUGGUGGAAAUCGCGAAUUACGCUGUGGGGGAAUAUAAUAAGAGAUCGACGGCUAAUUUGAAGCUGAAUUACGCUGUGGGGGAAUAUAAUAAGAGAUCGACGGCUAAUUUGAAGCUGGAGAAAGUGGUGAAAGGCGAGACACAGGUCGUCGCCGGAACGAAUUAUCGGUUGGUUUUGGAGGUGAACGGUGGUGCUAGCAAAGACUAUGAGGCGGUGGUUUGGGAGAAAACGUGGGAGAAUUUCAAGAAUCUGACGUCGUUUAAGCCCGUGAAAGCGUGAUUUUGGUUUUUGUUUUUGCGCUGGUGGUGUUAUUUUUUUAUGUUUAAGUGAUGCUUUUGUAUUGCUGUUUAAGAAAUUAAGAAUAAAAAUAAGAAAAUAAAGCCCAACAAGCGUUAUUUCUUGAUAA
This is a messenger RNA of Jatropha curcas, 585 nucleotides long. Its product is annotated as cysteine proteinase inhibitor 5. The record is from RefSeq and is a predicted model, not a curated record. Gene Ontology annotation, molecular function: cysteine-type endopeptidase inhibitor activity. Lineage: Eukaryota; Viridiplantae; Streptophyta; Magnoliopsida; Malpighiales; Euphorbiaceae.